This is a messenger RNA of Juglans regia (Persian walnut), 549 nucleotides long. RefSeq lists its product as uncharacterized. The record is from RefSeq and is a predicted model, not a curated record. Gene Ontology annotation, molecular function: RNA-DNA hybrid ribonuclease activity; nucleic acid binding. Lineage: Eukaryota; Viridiplantae; Streptophyta; Magnoliopsida; Fagales; Juglandaceae. The transcript has a single exon. Bases 1 to 549 code for a protein of 182 amino acids.
AUGGUGGAGAUGCUUAGUUUAGAGGAACUUGAAGAAGUGGCAGCUACUAUGAGGGGCAUAUGGACUAGAAGGAACAACACUCUUCAUGGUAAAGACUUCAAACAUCCAACUGCUCUCCACCAACUGGCCAAGGUAGAACUGGUAGCAUACAGGGAAACUCUCACAGAGGAGCUAGUUGUCAAUCCCACAGCUCAUGUAGGGACUCCAAAGUGGUUAAAGCUUGAGGUUGGUUCUUUUAAAGUCAACUGGGAUGCGGCUGUAAAUCAAAGGGAAGGGCAUAUAGGAAUUGGAGUGCUCAUUAGAGAUCACCAAGGUUUCCCUAUUGGAAGCCUACAGGCACACAGAUCCUUCAAAGGAACCCCUUUCAAUGCUGAAGCCUAUGGCAUACUCCUAGCAGCAGUUUUCUGCAAAGAGCUUGGCAUAACACAAUGUCUGUUGGAGGGGGAUUCAAAGCAAGUAGUAGAUUUAAUGAACCAUCAUCCAAAGAACUGGAGUUUGGGUGGCUGUCUGGUGGAAGAUGCAAGGGUGGUACUAAAUUCUUUUGCUUGA